UCCUCCAAACUUAUUACUUCACUUUUUAUUCUUUCUUAUCACACCGUGGGACAAAAACACAAAGUGGAAUAGUACACGAUGUGAAAUUUACAUGUCACAUAACCACUACCUCUUGGAUGUAAUUGAUUUUGAAGUCUAGAAACCAUAGACCUAUGAAAAUAAUUGAGAAAUAGAGUUUGCUUAUAUCAUUAGCACCACACAACACAACCCAAUGGUAGUAUGUAUAUCAGUAAAAUAUUAAAAUGACUCCUCCCAUUGUCUAUAAAUUGAAGCAUCUCCUCCUUUCAUAUUCCAACAAAACCACACCAACGUCUCUCUCUCUCUCUCAAAAGCUUUCCCUCCCAAAUCUCAAGAACUUCAAAAAAAGUCAGUUUCCUCUGUUUCUACAAAACAGAACAAAGAAAGAGAUGAAGAUGAGUGAUUACUGGACGACAAUGGCUUCUCUAGUCGGCAUGUUAGCCUUCUGCCAAACAAUCCUCCAGCUCGUGUUCCCACCCGAGCUCCGUCUCGCCCUCAUCCACCUCCUGACACGUAUGCGCCACGUGUUCUCCUCCCACACCUACUUCGACAUAACGGAGAUAGACGGCGUCAACACCAACGAGCUCUACAACGCCGUCAGCCUCUACCUCAGCUCCUCCGUCACCGUCAACGGCGCCGUAUCAUCCACCAGCAACAACACGCGCCUCAGCCUCACGCGCGUCCCCAACUCGAGCUCCGUCACCUUCGGCCUCUCGAACAACGACAGGAUCACCGACGUCUUCAACGGCGUCACCGUCCUCUGGGAACACGUCGUCGUCCAGCGCCAGGUCCAGAGCUUCUCGUGGCGGCCAAUGCCGGAGGAGAAGCGAGGCUUCACGCUGCAGAUCAGCAAGAGAGACAAAGCCCUCGUCCUGGACUCUUACCUCGACCACAUCGUCGGAAAAGCGGAGGAGAUUCGCCGGAGGAACGAGGAGAGGCUCCUCUACACUAACUCGAGAGGCGUCUCGUUGGAUUCAAGGACCCACCCGUGGGACUCGGUGAGGUUCAAGCACCCGAGCACGUUCGAGACGCUGGCCAUGGACCCGGAGAGGAAGAAACGGAUCAUGGAGGAUCUGAGAGAGUUCGCGAACGGACAAGGGUUUUAUCAGAAGACAGGGAGGGCGUGGAAGAGAGGGUACUUGCUGUACGGACCGCCGGGGACAGGGAAGUCAAGUUUGAUCGCUGCGAUGGCUAACUAUCUCGGGUAUGAUAUCUAUGAUCUUGAGCUCACUGAGGUUCAGAAUAACUCGGAGUUGAGGAAGCUGUUGAUGAAGACUAGCUCUAAGUCGAUAAUUGUUAUAGAAGAUAUCGACUGUUCUAUUAGUCUGACGAAGAGAGAGAAGGUUAAGAGGAAGAAUAAUAAUAACGGAUGUUAUGACCCGGAUUUGACUAACGGGUCGGGUUUGAUGGACGAGCCGGGUAGCUCGGUGACUUUGUCUGGGCUUUUGAAUUUUACUGAUGGGCUUUGGUCUUGUUGUGGGAGCGAGAGGAUCUUUGUGUUUACUACUAAUCAUAUUGAGAAGUUGGACUCGGCUUUGUUGAGGAGUGGGAGGAUGGAUAUGCAUAUUCACAUGGGGUUUUGUAGGUUUCAAGCGUUGAAGAUUCUGUUGAAGAAUUAUCUGAGGAUGGAGGAAGGUGAGGUGGAUGGUGUUGUUUUGAAGGAGAUGGAGGAGUGUGUGGAGGAGGCAGAGAUUACUCCGGCUGAUGUUAGUGAGGUGUUGAUUAGGAACAGGAGCGAUGCGGAGAAGGCGGUGAGGGAGCUGUUGUGUGUGUUGAAGGAGAGGGUUGUGAGGAGGAGGAAGAGUGGUGGGGUUAAGAAGAAGAAAGAGGAAGGAGAACAUGAAGAUGAAGAAGCAGAGGAGGAACAAGAGAAGAGAGCUUUGGAUAGUCCCAAUGGAAACAGAGAGUUCUUUGGGUUUGAAGAUGAAAAAGAUGGAGAUGAAGAUGCAGACAAGUGAAGGUAAGUGACUGUAGUAGUCACUGUAGGUCUUUGUAAUGGUUCAUGUGUUUUUUCAUUAAGGUUGAUAUUUGUUCUGUUUUAUUGGUUCACUCAAAAAUAUUAUAAUCAUUAUGAUUGUUAUAAUCAUAUAAUAUAAGGUUUUAUCCAUUUUUGCUA
Brassica napus (rape) is the source of this 2134-nucleotide messenger RNA. RefSeq names its product AAA-ATPase At4g30250. Lineage: Eukaryota; Viridiplantae; Streptophyta; Magnoliopsida; Brassicales; Brassicaceae. The record is from RefSeq and is a predicted model, not a curated record. Bases 243 to 1976 code for a protein of 577 amino acids. Gene Ontology annotation, molecular function: ATP hydrolysis activity; ATP binding. The transcript has a single exon.